Molecule: messenger RNA, 2896 nt
Organism: Teleopsis dalmanni
Lineage: Eukaryota; Metazoa; Arthropoda; Insecta; Diptera; Diopsidae
Gene: FIG4
Product: polyphosphoinositide phosphatase
Exons: 4
Coding region: 155-2734 (859 amino acids)
Biological process (GO): phosphatidylinositol dephosphorylation
Cellular component (GO): intracellular membrane-bounded organelle
Molecular function (GO): phosphatidylinositol-3,5-bisphosphate 5-phosphatase activity
Source: RefSeq, a predicted model, not a curated record
AACGUUGCUAACUUGGCGCUGGUAAAUUGUCAUCAAUCUUUUAUAAUCCCAACAAAAUUUGUUUUUGUUAUUUUGCUUAGAAAGCUUUCUAAUGUAGGUAUUGAUGAAGUUGUGUCUCUCACAAAAGUAUUAAAAUACUGGAAAUACUGAAAAGAUGAAUAAUAACAAUCCGAAUAUAAUAUUUCAUCCUAUCAUUAGCGCUAUACAAAAAGUAGUGCUCUACGAAACAAAGACACGUCUUUAUUUAGUGGGCAGUAACAAUCGAGAAACUCGAUUUCGUUUAUUGAGUAUUGAUCGCACAAAACAGGAUCACCUGCCAAUUGAGGAGAAUCCCAAUGAGUUGACUGCACAUGAGAUCAGACGUUUCUUGGGUUCCUUAGGCGGUGCACCCAAAAUUAUAUCAGCGUACGGCGUUUUGGGUUUCGUGCGAUUUUUGGAAGGUUACUACUUGAUACUUGUGACAAAACGAAAAUGUUGUGCACACAUUGGUAUGCACCUCAUUUACACCAUCAAGGACACGGUUAUGGUGCGUGUAAACGAAGCAACGCUAAAAACGCCCCACCCGUUCGAGGAGCGCUAUAAAAAAAUGUUCCAAAAUAUAGAUUUACGUAGCAAUUUUUAUUUUUCCUAUUCUUAUGAUUUGACACGCACAUUGCAAUUCAACGAAUCAGCGCCGCGUUUUGUUGGACCGGGCGUUGAUAUAGAAAAAGAUGAACCGUUGCCUGAUUGGAAUGUAUUGACUAAUAAUGUCCAAGCAGCAAAUGAACGUGUCGAUUAUGCGUUUCGUAGUUGUUCACGUAAACGUUUCGUCUGGAAUUCAUUCUUGCUGCAAAGCAUGAAAGAUAUAAUGCUAAAGGAUUGGCUACUGGAAGUGACACAUGGCUAUGUGUCACAAUCAAGCAUAAGCAUAUUUGGUCGUCAUGUCAAUGUUUGCUUAAUAGCACGUAGAAGUACUCGAUUUGCAGGCACACGGUUUUUAAAACGCGGUGCAAAUUUUCAGGGCGAUGUGGCUAAUGAAGUAGAAACUGAACAGAUUGUUACUGAUGGUCUGCGUAUGUGUUCUUUUACGCAAAUGCGUGGUUCUGUACCUUCACAUUGGUCACAGGAUAUCAGUAAAAUGGUACCUAAACCACCCAUACAGUUGGAUAUUUGCGAUCCAUAUGCGCAGACACCAUCACGACAUUUUGAACGUUUGCUAUUCCAUUAUGGUGCGCCUAUUAUAAUGUUGAAUCUGGUUAAAAAGCGUGAAAAACGUAAACACGAGUCUAUUAUUUCCAAGGAAUUAGUGAACAGUAUACGUUAUCUCAACACAUUUUUGCCACCACACCAUCGCAUGAAACACAUACACUUUGAUAUGGCACGUAAGAGUCGUGGUGGUGGCAAUGUCAUGGAAAUGUUAGCCGACAUUGCAGAGAGUGUAGUGCAGCAGACGGGCAUGUUUUUUAAAGCACCUGGCAGUGAGCGAAUGUACCAAACUGGUAUUGUGCGCACAAAUUGCGUUGAUUGUUUAGAUCGUACGAAUACGGCUCAGUUUGCUAUUGGCAAAUGUGUGCUAGGGCAUCAACUGGAUUAUUUAGGUUUUCUUAAAUCUGCAAAAUUGGAGUUUGAUUCCGAUUGUGUAACGAUGCUGGAAAAUUUGUACGAGGAACAUGGUGAUACGUUAGCUCUACAAUAUGGAGGCUCUCAGCUUGUACAUCGCAUUAAAACUUAUAGAAAAACCGCGGCAUGGGCAUCGCAAGGCAAUGACAUAAUGCAAACACUCAGUCGUUAUUAUAGCAACACAUUUAGUGAUACAGAAAAACAACACAGCAUAAAUCUCUUCUUGGGCUAUUACAUACCUAGCAAGAGCCAUGCAAAAGAAAAUCAACCAAUUUGGGAAUUACAAACAGAUUAUUAUAUGCACAACACCUAUGAGUUCCCAUCGGCAAGCGAUGAAAAGAAACCCAUAACAGAUUGGGUGCGUGUAAAAGUUCGUGCUUGCUUGCCUUUUUCGUGCUCUGAAACAAAUAAAAUUGUUAAGGAACUGUUUCGUGUUCACUCCAAAGAUCUCGAAAUGAUCGAUGCUUAUUCCAAUUACCAUCAAUCGUUUAAGUGGACUGACUGUAAUGAACAUAUAUCAUUCGAAAUUAGCCAAUUAGCUUUGAGGUAUAUGCCUACCCUACGCACUAACUAUAGCCCAUUUCAGCGGCAAAUACAAGAACGUAAAACACGUAAAAAUCCAUCAAUGACAGGCCAAAGUUCUACCAGUUCAAUGAAUAGUAACUCCUCCAGUUCCACUUCAGAAGCAGAUGACAGUUCAACUGACGAAGACUUAAGUACUAGCUUUGCAGAAAACCAAUCCAAACAAAUGGAUUCGAUUGAGCAGGACGCCAUCACAUUAGAUACAUUGCUGCCUCCAAUGGAACAGGUUUAUGGUUGCAAAAUUACUAAUGCCAGCAAAGAAAAUAUGCAAAUAUAUAAGAAAUAUGUUCAAAUGGGAAAAUUGUGUAAUGGUGGCACGACAUCACUCAGUGCAACACCUCGUGAUACGGAUGUAAACAAACUUAUGAAAAAUAUUAAUUUACAGCCACUCGGUAAUUAUGGCAAUGAUUCCUAUUUGUCCGUAAAACCACCAACUGUUGACUUAAAGAGUAAACGUAUCUAUGAAGAAUACUGUAAGAUACCGCGAAACUUCAAUACUGUUCCAGUGUUCGAGGAGUCUGGUGCAUUAUAUCGUUAUGUACAAAUGCUUUAAGCUUAGUUCCUUAUUAUUUUAAAUCUAUACAAUACAAUGUAUUUAAAAAGUAUUCCUAAGAGCUCGAUUAUGUUGAUUAUCUACUUGUAUACAUAUAUAUUAUUCUUCCAAUCUAUAAAUGUAUGAUUGGCUGUGAUAUAAUAAAGAGAACAAAAUUAAAAA